This is a messenger RNA of Halichondria panicea, 685 nucleotides long. RefSeq lists its product as uncharacterized. The coding region runs from base 31 to 591 and encodes 186 amino acids. NCBI's taxonomy places the organism in Eukaryota, Metazoa, Porifera, Demospongiae, Suberitida, Halichondriidae. The record is from RefSeq and is a predicted model, not a curated record. The transcript has 4 exons.
CCCCACCCCCCUCCACAAGGAAUCAUCAAGAUGGCAAAGAAGAUUGCUUACCUCUGUUUGCUGGUUUCCUUUCUCUCCAUACAGUUCGGAGAAACUGCACAGUGUAUGCCAGAUAAAGAUUACCCCUGCAGGGCUAAAUGCAAUGGGACAAGUUUUGACCUCUCCAAAGUGUUUGACUUCCCAUUGAAUAUAUCGGAGCCAUCUCCCAGAAGUGAUGGUAGGCUAUACUCUUAUGUAUGGGACCCCUGUCACAGCUAUGCUUGCCCUGGAUAUCCUGCUGCCGGAACAGACUGUGCAGUCUGUCAAUUGGCCAAUCUCUUCUACAACUGUGGACAGACGAGUGAGCCCAUCUGGCUGAUGGACGCGUACGACAACACAAAAGAGGAGUUCCCCAACUGGCAGGUGCAGUACACCUUCGGAACCACCUGGAGAGUCACUAUCUUCAACUUUAUUGUUGAUCACACUGUGAAAGAACCAACUGUCAAGUUUGUUAGUGAAGAACCUGGCCUUCAAUAUAAUUUUGAGGUGAGAGGAAAAUGCAUCGGACAAGAUACAUUUGACUGUCAGAAAUACUACAGCUCCAGAAAAUAAUAAUUCUGUGUGCUUAUUUGUACUAAUUGUUUGUGUGCUUAUUUGCACUAAUUAUCUGUGUGCCAUGCAAAUUGUGGUAAUUUGAAUCCUUUGA